Cyclopterus lumpus (lumpfish) is the source of this 2536-nucleotide messenger RNA. RefSeq lists its product as uncharacterized. The transcript is spliced from 2 exons. The record is from RefSeq and is a predicted model, not a curated record. NCBI's taxonomy places the organism in Eukaryota, Metazoa, Chordata, Actinopteri, Perciformes, Cyclopteridae. Bases 169 to 597 code for a protein of 142 amino acids.
AGAGGAAGGGGUUUGCACCUUUAAGGGCUCUGUGCCAAGUCCUCCACACAAGGCGGUCCACUGGAAUGCCCUUCCACUGAGGCACAUAACAUCUGUGGACAACAUACCUGACCUCCUGAGGAAAGUGGUACUUUGUAUUACACCCCAGAGCCACAACAAGUAGACAACAUGAAGCCCAAAUCUCUUCCCUCAAGGUUGUUUGACGGAAAUUCUGCAUCAGGUGCAACUCUGAAUGCACGAGCAGCAAAAUAUCAACGGCAUGUGGAUCAACAAGAGAGUCUGUAUCCUUUUGGCCACAAUGACAGCCAGCCGGGGAGAGAGAACGACAGACAAAAUGAGAGGAGCCACAGAGAAGUUCAUUUUGCAUUUCGGCCAGAGAGGUAUGAGCCGCUGGUUGACGAGGAGGCCAAAGAAGAGAAGAAGAAAAGGAGGAAAGAAAAGUACAAAAAAGUCAAGAAGAAUGCUGGCAAGGCACUGCGCUGCACCUGGAAGUGUCUAAUGCUCGGUCUGUACAAUUUUGCCCUUGGCUACUCUACUCCAAUCGUGGUGGCUGCUACUUUUGUCCCUGACUUUCACCCGGGCAGGAACGCGGCCUGAGCUCAGCCACGUGCACCUGUAGCCACACGCCGGUUAACUCAAGGAUACUGACCAGAGAUGUUUUAUAUUCGAAUGUGUUUAAAUAUUGAAAUUAUUUUUUUUAUAUUUGAUUGUUAAACAUUCUAAUUCUAAUGAACAAAGUGGUUAAUAGGCCUUUUCCACAGCAGACAUUUUGAUAAUGAUGUUCUAACCAAUUGUUUUGGUAGUCUAUAUUUCUGUGCUUUUCUUACUGUGGCAUUUUGAUCUCAUCAAAUGCUGUAAUAAUAUACAGUAUUACCCACUUUUUAAAACCAGAUUUGCAGGAAUAUCCACAGUUAAGAUCAUAAAACCAGAGACUGUAAAAUUGCUCUUUGCGUAGACCCAAUGCGUAUGUCGGCUAUGUACUCCUGUAAAUUACUCCUACAUUACAUAUUGCUCAUGCAUGUGUUAACCAAUGAAAAAUAUGUGCUUUUUUAAAAAAAAAAUCAAGCAUCUCGCUGUUGUUUGCAUGUGUGCAGAGGGAUUAUGUCGGGAUGUGGCAUCUGCUGUAGCUGUAGAGAAUCAGGGCAUUAUACCCCUUAUAGGCAGGAAACAGGGAAGUGAUCAUCAGUUAAGUACGAGUAAAGCAAGGGUCUUCCAGAUCCAGACAAGAUUGUGCAAGUCAAUUCCUGAACCUUGCAAGUUCAAUUGACGGCAGUGCAACUGGUAACAUUUAUGACCAGAACUGUAUGACCUUAUCGUUGUAUACGUCAGAAGUGAGAAAUGGUUUGUCCUGGACGAUGGAGGCAUGUCCCAACUUCUCCUCCUCGAAGACAUGCUCAGUGGCCUGACGUCUCAAAGACCCCCCUCCCCUCCCGCAUGUCUUUUGAGGACUUUGCAGCGUCUCCAUUCUUUGAGCGGGAGCUGGAGGUCGCCAAGCAGAAUGGGGCCGAGUGGAGGAAGUUGAAGAGGAAGUCAGCUUGCUGCCGACAGGUCGCCUUUGCAGGUUCUGUCACAUGGGAAGGAGAGGACCUAGUUUGUAUGAUUGAUAGGAGAGAAGAAGAAGUGACCACUAACUCACCAAACGACAAAUAUACAUUAAAUAUAUUGUAUUAGUAUUAAUGUAAUUAUUUGUGAACUAAUUAACUAAUGUGAAUAUAAUUAUUGCAUUAAAUGCAAUAUUGUUAUUGUACUAGAAUAUAUACCAUUAUAGCACAAUAAUGUAUAUAAUUAUUUUACAGGAAUAAAUACAAUUAUUUCAGUAAAUAGAUAUUAUUGCACUAGAAUACAUAGAAUUGUUUUACUGGAAUACAUACAAUUAUUUCAGUAAAUACAUAUUGCACUAGAAUAAAUAUAAUUAUCAAUAAUAUAAUCAUGACAUUUGAGAAGCUGAAACCAGAUAAUGUUGGUGAUUUUUGUUUUUUGCAAUUAUAUUGUAAAUAUAAUGAUUUCUAAAUGAUUAAAAUCAUCAAUAAAUAUAAUAUAAUCAAUAAAUCUGACAGCAUCUGUUUAGUCAAUAUCAAUAUAUUCAUAUCAUUAUUAUUUAGAUAUAUUGUAUAUAUGUGAAGAGCAGAAUUAAAAGAUCAAUAUAGUUUGUAUGUGUUUUGUUUGCGGUUUACUGUUUUUUCAUCUUUAAAUUAUUAAAGAGAACAUGUGAUUUUGUCAGAUGAGAAACAUUUUAAUCAUAUCUUUAUUGAAACACAUCACUGCAGUCGAGGAAGAAAUUAUUCUCCACCUGGUUUCCAGUACUGAAAUACAAAACUAUAACUUUGGAUACAUUUCUGUACACGUUCCAGAUGAUCCUCAGAUUGGAACAUUAUGGUGUGACCUUUGAAGGUAGUUUCUAACAUUUCAGUGAUUCUGUAUGUGUAUGAGUUUGUUCAAUUUGAAGCUUUUUCUCGUCAUGAUAUUUGAAGGUUGAUUUGUAUCAAAUGUUAAUAAACUGUGCAACAAAAACGAAAUCAUUUGCUAAUGGUGGACA